UUACGGGGAGGGCGGUGCCACGUGACGGAGGCGCCGGUGUCACGUGACGGGGAAACUAACUGUUGCCUGGCAACGGCGACGCGCCGCCGGUCAGGCCUCACCGGGAGCGGAACGGGACCGGGCCCCACCGGGCCUCACCGGGCUCCCGGGGCCUCCGCGGGGUCCCUCCUCACCCUGAGGGCUUCAUCACACGGUCCCUGCGGCUCAGCUCCGUUUUGGGGCUCCCUGAGGCUCCCGCUGACAUUUGAGGCCUUCUCAGAGUCCUCCCUCCACAGGAUCCCUGCUCACAUUUGGGGUUUGCCGAGGUUCCCGUUCUUUUUGGGGCCUUCUGGGACUCCCUGAGCUUUUUGUUCCCUUUUGGGACAUUCCCAAGGCCCACACUGUCUUCUAAAGGGUCUAAAGGUCUCCCCUUCUGGGGUUUUAGAGGUUCCCCAUUCCCUUUUGGCGUUCCCCAAGGUUCUCGGUCUCUUUCAGCGUCCUCCCUCUUCGGGGUCUCUGUUCACAUUUGGGUCUCCCUGAGGCUCCCGUUCCUUUUUGAGGCCCUUCAUCCCUGACUCCUCCUUCGAGCUCCCUGAGAUCCCCACUCCCUUCCAGCACCGUCUCUCCACCCUGAAAACCCCACUCUCUUUUGGGAUCCUCUCAGAGGCUCCCGCUCCCUUUCGGAACUCUCUCUUCCUCCCUGAGACCCCUGCUCCCUUUAGACUUCCCCAAGACGCUCCGUCUGCCGCGUAGCUCUCCAUCCCUGAGACCCCCGCUCCUUUUUGAGGCCCCAGCCCCCCCAGCCCGUUCCCUGCCCUCCCGCCAUGGAGAUCAGGUACGAGUACGCUCGGAAGCGCUGCGAGUUCGGGCGGCCCUGCAGCUUCUCCGACUUCCUGGGCGAGGUGACGGCCGACAUCCCGCCCGACCCCAGCCUGGCCGACGACUUCAUCCCCCAGGACCCCGUGGACUUUGCAGUGCAGGAGGGUCCUGUCAUGGCCCUGCACGAGGUGAACACGGAUCGGGUGCAGGUGUCCAUCCGGGGCGUGAACCACCUGGAGGGCGGGUGGCCCAAGCACGUCGACCCCAAGAAUUCGGAGCUGACCACCCGCUACCGGGAGGAGGUGGAGAGGGAAGAGGCGUACACCAGGACUAUCCAGCGCCUUGGCUCUCUGAUGGAGCACUACAUCAGGCAGAACAACACCAUCGACAUCUACGAGGAAUAUUUUGAGGAGGAAGAGGAGGAAGAUGAGGAGGAGGAGCCUCCCUCAUACAAAACCAUCAAUGUCCUCAGGGACCCCAACCAGCCCAAGAGGAUGGCCACGCGCCUCUCCUGGCACCCCGACGGCAACAGGUCAGUGGCCGUGGCUUACUGCAGCAUGGAAUUCCAGGACAGCAUCAGGAAGGACAUGUGCAUUGAUUCCUACAUCUGGGAUCUGGAAAAACCCUACAGCCCAGAGAUCACCCUCAAGCCCUCGUCCCCUGCGGUGACCCUGGAGUACAAUUCCAAGGACUGGCAUCACGUGCUGGGAGGCUGCUACAACGGGCAGAUAGUGUAUUGGGACACCAGGAAAGGGGGGCUGCCCGUGGAGAUGACCCCUGUGGAGUUCAGCCACAGGGACCCCGUGUAUGGUGCAAGCUGGCUGCCCUCCCGAACGGGCACCGAGUGCUUCUCAGGCUCCACCGACGGGCAGGUCCUGUGGUGGGACAUCCGCAAGAUGUCACAGCCCAGCGAGAAGCUGAUCCUGGACAUCUCCCGGCAAGAGCAGCUGAAGAAUGCUCUGGGUGCCAUCUCCUUGGACUUUGCACCCACCAUGCCCACCAAGUUCCUGGUGGGCACAGAGCAGGGCAUCAUCAUCUCCUGCAAUCGCGACGCCAAGACGCCGCCCGAGAAAAUCGCCUACGUCUUCAGGAGCCACAUCGGGGCUGUCUACAGAGUGACCAGGAACCCCUUCUUCCCCAAAGUCUUCCUGUCAGUCGGUGACUGGACUGCUCGGAUCUGGACGGAGGAGCUCAUGGAUUCAUCAUCAAUUAUGGAGACCAAGUACCACACUCCCUACCUGCUGGACGCAUGCUGGAGCCCCAUAAAGCCGGCCGUGUUCUUCACUUCCAAGUCUGAUGGCACCGUGGACAUCUGGGACUUCCUCUACCACCAGAAGGAACCUGCCCUCAGCAUCAAGGUGUCCAUCGAGCCCCUGCUCAGCCUGUGCUCGCAGGACAACGGGCGCGUCCUCGGCUGCAGCACCAGGAUGGGCACUGUGUUCCUGCUGGAGAUCUCCUCAGGGUUCUGCACCCUCCGCAAGAACGAGAAGACCCUGUCCUCCUCAAUGUUCGAGCGGGAGGCGAGGCGGGAGAAGGCCCUGCAGGACAAGUAUCGGGAGCGGCUGGUGCGGGAGCAGGAGCGGGCACGGGCCCAGCCAGAGCAGCAGGAGGAUCCCCACGAGGUGUUCAAGCAGUCCAAGGCUGAUUUCCUCGCCCACAUCAAGGCAGAGAAGCGCAGGAGGGGCAUGGAAGACCCCGGAGAGGGUGAAGAGGGCGAGGCAGCUGCAGAGCAGGAAAAGCAGGAGGAAGAGUAGGAGGAUGCCAAGGUCAGUGUGCUCCAGCUGCACCUUCCUUUCCCCUCCGUGCCAGAGCUGCUGCAGGGAUGAGGCCGCUGUCCCCAAGCCAGGCAGCUCUCCUGGGCUCUCUGCCCUCCUGGGGUGGCAACCUGCACAGCUCCCUGACCCCACAGCUGCUCCCUGGCCUUUGCAUCCUGAUUUUCUUUGGUGUGAAUAAACCAGUG
Messenger RNA from Ficedula albicollis (Collared flycatcher), 2758 nucleotides. It is a transcript of the gene DNAI2, whose product is annotated as dynein axonemal intermediate chain 2. Bases 804 to 2552 code for a protein of 582 amino acids. Gene Ontology annotation, biological process: outer dynein arm assembly; cilium movement. The transcript is spliced from 13 exons. The record is from RefSeq and is a predicted model, not a curated record. NCBI's taxonomy places the organism in Eukaryota, Metazoa, Chordata, Aves, Passeriformes, Muscicapidae. Gene Ontology annotation, molecular function: dynein heavy chain binding; dynein light chain binding. Gene Ontology annotation, cellular component: outer dynein arm.